AUGGGUGCGUCUCUGUCAGCGGCAGACAAAGAAGUCUUUUCUGUUUGCGUCGCCUUGCUUGAAGCAAGCGGCGCCAAGUUUUCAAAGACCUGCCUGAAGAGGCUGGUAAAAUGGCUUGGCAAGGAAUUCCAGGAGGUUUCUCGGGAUAAAGUCCAUUGCCUCCGAUUUUGGGGGACAGUGGAACGGAAAAUUGUAGAAUUCGGCCAGUCCCGGGGAAAGGAGGCGCAAAAAUUUUCAUAUCUGGUUUUGCAGUUGAAAACUGCGUUGAAAAAUGAUGAGUCCCUUGCCAAUCCACCUACCAGGCGGUUUGCCCCUUCUUCCCCAUCCCCUGGUCCUAUCCCUGGUCGUUCCCCGAAGGGAAUUCUGAAGAGAGUCGGGGUGCAAAAAUCCCCGAGCUCUGCCUCUCCCAAGAAUUCCCGUUCCCCCAGCCUCAGUAGUCUCGGCCAGACUGCUGAGGAUUCCUCGGACUGCCCUGGCCAGGCAGUCGGGGGAUCUACCCGUACCUGUUAUCCCUCAUCCCCUCAUCCCCGUGUAUGUUUUAAUUUAACUGCGUCACAAUCGGCACAAAAUGGCGGCUGUGGUGCAGAAAAUGGCGGUCACUCAGCCUCGUGGUCGUCAUCCCCUUCCCCCAGUUCUUCAUCCCGAAAUCCCUUUCGUUCCACCCACCCUCCCUGUUCUCUGACCAACCCUUUCCUGUCCCAAACUCCACCCACUACUCCGAAGUUCCCACCCUCCCAUCCCUCCCAUCGACCCGCCCAGGAGGUGGAGUCGUCCCGCCCAUUGCCCUGCCCCGGAAGGAGGCCAUCUUGGUUGCCUGAUUCCAACACUCUCUCUUCCGGUUCCCACGGUACCGGACCGGAAGAUGACAGUGAUUGGGAUCCUGAAGUGGAACUGUCAGUUGCGCCAGUCACUUACCGGCGGCAACGCGGUAGUGACGCCCCAAAAUCCCAUUGGUUUCCGAUUGGCCAAAGUGUAAUUCGUGAAUUGUGUAAGGCGCACAAAGAUUAUUCCAGAGACAGUCCUUACUUCAGGGGUCUCCUUCACGCUGAACUUUCCUCCACAACAGUGGUGCCCUUUGACCUCAAGCAGCUGUUUGCUUGCUUGAUGGGUCUUUCAGAGUUUAAGCUCUGGGAGACAGCCUUCAGGUGGCUGCUUAAGGACAAACUGCCCACACUGUUGAGUGACGAAAGCACGGCAACUGACACCCAGGGCAAUCCCAUUUCCCUCUCCCUCCUCUUUGGGGAACUUCAGUUCUCCACCCCGCAGAUACAGGCCUCACUCAUUCCUGUCCCAGUCCUUCAGGUGGUUAAAGAGCUUGCAUGCACUGCGUUCUUUGCUUUGCAGCCUCAUGCAAAACUCCCUCCCCUUACUUACAUCAGGCAGGGUCCUCAGGAAUCCUACGUAGAUUUCAUGGACAAAUUAACCAGGGCAGUCGAGACUCAAGUUAAGAUUAUUUCAGCGCGUGAGCAUGUCCUUUUGGAAUUGGCUUUUUUAAAUGCUAACGAUGUCUGUCGGCAAGCGAUUUUGAGUCUCCCCAUAGAUCCGCCGAGGACACUUGCUGACAUGCUCCAGGUCUGCGACGCCAAGGUUCCUUAUCUGUUGAAGUCGCACCUUCCAAGUGUGUCCAGACCUCACCAGCCCUCCGUUCCUGCCAGGCUCAGGGUUGCUGAAGCAAGGACCUCUUCUCAGAAGCCUGCAGUGCCGCCUCGCCGCAAGCCUUCCGUCUCAGGCAGUCGCAGCGGAAAACCCGGGUUCUGCUACCACUGCAAGCAGCAAGGACACUGGGCAAAUGAGUGCCCCAACAAGACCAGGCCGGCAACUCCCAAGUUGCAGCGGGGGGGCAAUCCUUCAAAAAACUAG
This is a messenger RNA of Prinia subflava (tawny-flanked prinia), 1860 nucleotides long. Its product is annotated as endogenous retrovirus group K member 5 Gag polyprotein-like. The transcript has a single exon. The coding region runs from base 1 to 1860 and encodes 619 amino acids. Gene Ontology annotation, biological process: viral process. NCBI's taxonomy places the organism in Eukaryota, Metazoa, Chordata, Aves, Passeriformes, Cisticolidae. Gene Ontology annotation, molecular function: nucleic acid binding; zinc ion binding. The record is from RefSeq and is a predicted model, not a curated record.